UAAAAACACAGAGUUUAACACUAAAUACAAUACCUCUUCGUUUUGAACUACACAUUACCUGUGCGUCCAGUCAUAUGACUGACCCAUACGUGUGACUCAUAACGUGUGACCUUUACAUACAUGCUUUAAUCCCAUUAUAGGUCUCCCCCUAUAAUACCUGUUCCGUACAGACAGUCAGUGUGUGAUUGAGUGAAGUGUAAAACACAUGACAUUAGAGGCGAACAUCACAUCCAGUAUUUGAUCGCAAACUUCUUGUGUCCCAAAUGUUUGCGCCGACGAUAACAGCGAUGAACCGAUUGAUUGGACGGACGGACAGCCCCUCCGCACACGUGACCCAACCCAAGGCUCCCGAAGACGUGGACAUUAAUCAGGGAUAUUAUGUCCACACGACUAAACUCGGCGAAGGCGGCUUCGGAACCGUACGACUGGCCACUCAUUACAAGACCAAUCAGAAGGUGGCCAUCAAGAAGAUGAACAAAUUGAAGUUAGGGGGCGAUCUGUUCCGCGUGAAGACUGAGAUAAGCGCUUUGAAAGUGUUGAAUCACGACAAUAUCGCCCAACUAUUGCAAGUGAUUGAAACUCAAGACACUAUCUAUUUGGUUCUGGAGUACUGCAGUGGUGGCGAACUCUUUGAUUAUCUCAUCUCAAAGCAGAGACUACCGGAAUCGGAGGCCAAAGAGAUCAUGCGAUCGUUGGUGGAUGUGCUGAAGUACAUCCACGAAAGUGGUUUCGCGCACAGAGACCUCAAACCCGAAAAUAUUAUGUUUGAUAGGAAUCAUAAGAUUAAGUUAAUUGAUUUCGGACUCUCAGCCCACUGUCGGAGUACCGAUGAAUCGCAAGUCCAUCUGAAGACGUGUUGCGGAAGCCCUGCUUACGCGGCGCCGGAACUGCUUAAGGGGAUGGGCUAUUCCGGGCCGUCGGUCGAUAUCUGGUCGGCGGGUGUCCUGUUGUACGCUCUCCUGACCGGCGAAUUGCCGUUCGCUGACAACAAUCUUCCCGUUCUUUACCGCAAGAUUCAGUUGGGAAACUAUAAGAUUCCGCAGUUCUUGUCUAAUGAGGCGAACGAUUUGAUCGGUCAGAUGCUGAGAACGGAUCCGAACGCCAGAGCGAACAUAAAUGAAAUCAAAGCGCAUCCGUGGUUACGGCCAUCGCUGGACGACUCGUUCAGUUUGUCCGACAUUCCCGUUAAGCCCACGAUUAACGAAGUGCUCGAUAUCUGUCGGGCGUUGAAGUUCUCGACCGUUGACCGCAAGUCAUUAGAGCGGCAAAUACUUUGCGAUUACGGCUAUAAUACGGCCACUUAUUGGCUCAUAAAGAAUAACCCGUCUGUCUAUCAGUCCCUGAAGUCGGAGGCGUCACCACUGAUACCACACAUGAAACUCGAUCGCCGCCGAAGUCGGAGUGUAUCUAACAUCGCGGCCGCCGUCGAGAGCGCAGAAUAUUCGCCGAAAGCCGUGUCCGCCAAACGUAAGUCAGAGUUCGAGACACUGAAGGGAUUUCAGGUGAAGAAGCCGUCGCCGACCGGCGCCCACAAACCCAAACCGAGUCCACUCGCUGUCAGCCGUAACGACGGCAACAACACUCCCACCCGAAUACCGGCGGUUAAACGCGUGGCCUAUAAGCCGUCGGCCAAAGCCAACGACUCGAUCCGUAUGGUUCGCGCGCGCCUUCAGUCCGUCGACGGCGUCAGUCCGGCAAAGACUGCCCGAGUUUUGGCGCCCAUUAAUGACACCUAUUGUACGCCCGAUCGCCGGCAGAAGAGUUUUGUCGCGAAGACACCGAAUCUAAACCAAACGACUGGUCAGUCGUCGUCGACAGCGCCGAAGACUGAGAAGAAGUCUCUGUUGAAGCGUUUGCUGGAGUCGGCGACGCCCACCAAACGAGUGUCGCCACGAGUGGUGCGACUGUCCGGCGCUGACAGUAAGAACAUCACCCGCACUGAGUUCACAGAUCCGCAGCAACUGAUCGCACAGUUGGUUGAGGUGUUGGCCAAACGCAAUGUGCUCUGCACUCACAAGUCUAAUUUCCUCUUGAGAUGUGUGUUGUCGUCGAUGAACACAAUAGUGUUGUCUUUCAAUCUGGAAGUUUGCAAAACAGAUGAGACGUGCGUUAUAUUCAGGAAGCGAUUGAAAGGCAGUGCUUGGGAUUACAAACGCAUUUGCGAUGACAUCGAUGGGUUGUCCGCUAAUUCACUCAUUGAUUGCUAAUUAAUACAU
Molecule: messenger RNA, 2216 nt
Organism: Medioppia subpectinata
Lineage: Eukaryota; Metazoa; Arthropoda; Arachnida; Sarcoptiformes; Oppiidae
Source: the annotation of a GenBank genome assembly